Molecule: messenger RNA, 1182 nt
Organism: Elgaria multicarinata webbii
Lineage: Eukaryota; Metazoa; Chordata; Lepidosauria; Squamata; Anguidae
Gene: TERF1
Product: telomeric repeat binding factor 1
Exons: 9
Coding region: 1-1131 (376 amino acids)
Biological process (GO): negative regulation of DNA replication; negative regulation of telomeric D-loop disassembly; telomere maintenance via telomerase
Cellular component (GO): nuclear telomere cap complex; chromosome, telomeric region; nucleus
Molecular function (GO): G-rich strand telomeric DNA binding; telomerase activity; DNA binding, bending
Source: RefSeq, a predicted model, not a curated record
AUGGAAACCGAGGGGCGUUUAACGGUUUCCAGGCCGGCUUCUCCCCACCGACAGAGUCCUGUACCGGCUGAUUCUUCCGGCUGUGGCCUGACCCACGAUGAUUCGCCCAUUCCUUUCGCGGAGGUGGAGACGGUCGCCACUGGAUGGAUCCUGGAUUUCGCCUGCCGCUGCCUGUGCCGCCAUUUUUGCGAGGGCAACCGGAGAGACUUCGAGAGGAGCCGAGACUUAGCCCUGACUAUUAUCAAAGGGUUACGCAGAACAGAAAUCCAUCAAGUGAAAACAGUGUGCCUUUGUCAGCUGCUGGCAUAUGUUCAAGAAGGAAAAUCGCUUGAUUCCCAUUUUGAGGAUGACCAAAGAACGUCACCACUGGAAAAGGCUCUGUCGGUUUGGACUUCAUUUCUAAAAUUGCAAAGCAAGCAAGAUAAGCUUUACGAAGACAUCAAGCGCUUAAUUCAGAUUCAGGCUGUGGCAGUAUAUAUAGAGAAAGGAUAUUUUAAUGAAGCAACAGAAGUCCUAGAAAGACUGUUUCCAGAAUCUCUCUCAAAUGAGCCUUUGCGAAUGAAGCUGUCUGCAGUAAUAAAACAAAAAGAUCCAUAUCAUCCAUUUCUCCGAUAUUUCAGUUUCAGUCUCUUGACUGAGAGGAUCAAAUUUUACAUCAGUAUUUUCUUGAACGAGGAACAUAAUAAUUCUCUAAUGAAGGAAGCUACAAAAGUGGCAGAAACAAAAAGUUCAGGAAAUAUGUUACAAUAUGACAGUAUAACUGAAACAAACAAAGAAAAUCACUUGGAAAGUACACAAAGAUUACAGGAGCUGUCUUGUUCCCUAGCUGAACAGUCAUUUUGGAGUCCUAGGCAGGUACAGAUUUUCCAGGAACCAAAGAAUAUAAAACGAAGUACUCUUCGAAAUAAGAAAAAAUUGCAGAAUAUUGAAAAUGGAAGUGAUGAGUUUCUGUCAGCUGGUCAAAAGAAACAGCCAUGGAGUUUGGAAGAAGACAAGAAACUGAAAAAUGGUGUGAAAAAGUUUGGAGCAGGAAGCUGGGCAAAAAUUCUUCAACAUUAUGACUUCAAGCAACGAACUAAUGUAAUGCUGAAAGACCGAUGGAGAACUAUGGUCAAAUUAGGCAUGGUUUAAGCUACUUUUCUGAAAAUCUUCACUCGUUACUCAACUUUUCCUUUAUAGUGA